Molecule: messenger RNA, 1109 nt
Organism: Zymoseptoria tritici IPO323
Lineage: Eukaryota; Fungi; Ascomycota; Dothideomycetes; Mycosphaerellales; Mycosphaerellaceae
Exons: 3
Coding region: 21-1109 (362 amino acids)
Biological process (GO): protein demethylation
Molecular function (GO): protein methylesterase activity
Source: RefSeq, a predicted model, not a curated record
CACAAGAUCAAGCCAAACCCAUGCCGAUCCCCACACCACAACAAUCACCACACGUCAUCAACGAGCAAGAAGACCAGAGCAGUUCCUGUUCCUCCGACUCCUCCACCUCCACCUCCUCUCUCGCCAGCAUCGCCACGGAGCUAUACCUCCCCCACGAAACCUCCACCCACAAAGCAACCUACCACGUCCACCUCACCCCACCCACCGAUCCCAAGACCGGACCCCUAUUCAUCUGCCACCACGGCGCCGGCGCCUCUUCCCUCUCCUUUGCUCUCUUCGCCCACCACCUCCGCCAAACCCUCCCCACGGCAGGGAUCCUCUCGCUCUCCGCCCGCAACCAUGGCUCCACCGUUCUGGAUCCCACUACAUCCCUCCCAAUCCACGACUAUACUCUCCCCACCCUCACCAUCGACGCCCUAACCAUGAUAUCCCUCACCGCCACCUCUCAAUCCUGGCCCUCUAUCCCGCCUUGCAUACUAAUCGGCCAUUCCCUCGGCGGCGCAAUCGUCACAUCCCUCGCCACGACUCACUUCCGGUCCUUCAACUCCAAUCUCGUCGGCUACGCAGUCCUCGAUGUCGUCGAAGGUUCCGCUAUUGAAGCCUUGGGGCAUAUGAAAACCUACCUCGCGUCCCGCCCUUCCUCCUUCGCCAACAUCUCAGAAGCGAUACAAUGGCACAUCCGCACCCGCACCCUCCGCUCCCCGCAAAGCGCCGACAUUUCCGUUCCCAGCCUACUCGUCCCAGACACUACCAACCCCGAUCGACUCGUCUGGCGUACAGACCUCUCUCUCAUGUCCUCCUUCUGGCCCGAGUGGUUCACGGGCAUGUCCUCCUCCUUCCUCACCGGCCGUGGAGCGAAACUUCUCAUCCUCGCGGGCACAGACCGGUUGGACAAAGAAUUGAUGAUCGGACAGAUGCAGGGGAAAUUCCAAUUGGUCGUCUUACCGGAAGCGGGACAUUUUGUGCAUGAAGAUCGAGCGGAGAAAGUGGCGGGAUUGGUGGCGGAGUUUUGGAAGAGGAAUGAUCGGAGUGCGAUGGUGUUGCCGCCGAAAGUUACACAGAAGAGGACCACAACGACCUCGGUCACAACAUUCGUGCUUUAUGCAUGA